Messenger RNA from Bubalus bubalis (water buffalo), 1177 nucleotides. RefSeq names its product RAB32, member RAS oncogene family (gene RAB32). The record is from RefSeq and is a predicted model, not a curated record. Gene Ontology annotation, cellular component: phagocytic vesicle; late endosome; trans-Golgi network. Gene Ontology annotation, biological process: phagosome-lysosome fusion; endosome to lysosome transport. The transcript has 3 exons. The coding region runs from base 134 to 811 and encodes 225 amino acids. Gene Ontology annotation, molecular function: GTP binding; GTPase activity. NCBI's taxonomy places the organism in Eukaryota, Metazoa, Chordata, Mammalia, Artiodactyla, Bovidae.
GGAAGGGCGGCCGGUCUCGGAGAAGUUUCGACGGCCGGCGGGGCUCCCGGGGCGCCGCAAGGAGGGCGCGGCCGGGCGGAGCCCCCGAGUUCGCCGAGAGCGGCCGGCCGGCUGUGCGAGGUCGGGGGCGGUCAUGGCGGGCGGCGGAGCUGGGGACCCGGGCCGGGGGACGGCCGCCGCCGCGGCGCCGCCGGAGACCAGCGAGCACCUCUUCAAGGUGCUGGUCAUCGGCGAACUCGGCGUGGGCAAGACCAGCAUCAUCAAGCGCUACGUCCACCAGCUUUUCUCCCAGCACUACCGGGCCACCAUCGGGGUGGACUUCGCCCUCAAGGUCCUCAACUGGGACAGCAGGACGCUGGUGCGCCUGCAACUAUGGGACAUCGCGGGACAGGAGCGUUUUGGCAACAUGACCCGAGUAUAUUACAAAGAAGCUGUUGGUGCCUUCAUUGUCUUUGAUAUUUCGAGAGGUUCCACGUUUGAUGCUGUUUUAAAAUGGAAAAGUGAUCUGGAUAGUAAAGUACAUCUUCCAAACGGCAGCCCUAUUCCUGCUGUCCUUUUAGCUAACAAAUGUGACCAGAAAAAGGACAGUGGCCAGACUCCUUCCCAGAUGGACCAGUUCUGCAAAGAACAUGGCUUCACAGGAUGGUUUGAAACCUCUGCGAAGGAUAAUGUCAACAUUGAUGAAGCAGCCCGGUUCCUGGUGGAGAACAUUCUUGCCAACCACCAAAGCUUCCCCAACGAAGAAAACGAUGGCAGAAUUAAACUGGAUGAGGAGACUGUGAAAAAAGAGGGCAAGACCCAGUGUUGCUGACUUGGCGUCUGCUUCUCUCCUGCGGGUGCAGUCUGACUGACUGGAAACAAGGUCCUGAAACUAGAUUGCAGAUGGUGGAUGCGCUGCUCUAUAAAUCUGCCCAGGGCUGCGCCUGAAAAUGAAUGACGCCACCCCGGGAGCCUGAGACUUUUUUGAAAAGGACCAUGGCCGAGGAGUCCUGCCAAUGGCUCCACCCCUUCACCCUGAGCACUUAGGCUUCUGCUGUUGUUGCCAUUAUAUUCAAGAUAAUGUUUACGUUCUUUUCAACAACUUUUAAAAUAACAGUUGCUCAGUAUUUGUUAAGACUUACAAGUUGUGACUUUCAGUGUGAAAACUGGGUGGUAAUAAACUUUCCCUGCAGCCUUA